Messenger RNA from Microthlaspi erraticum, 942 nucleotides. NCBI's taxonomy places the organism in Eukaryota, Viridiplantae, Streptophyta, Magnoliopsida, Brassicales, Brassicaceae. The record is from the annotation of a GenBank genome assembly.
AUGUUCACUUUCGAAGGAAAGGAUUCGAGAUGUUGCUUGAAAUCUGUCUUGGAGAUUCACAGUCCUCAGUUUUACUGGAAGGUUGUGACACAGGCAGAUUUAGGACUUGCUGAUAGUUAUAUCAAUGGAGAUUUUACGUUUGUUGACAAGGAAACAGGACUUUUGAAUCUGAUCAUGAUUCUCAUUGCUAACAGAGAGUUGAACUCAAAUCUUGCUAAGAAAAGGGGAUGGUGGACACCGAUGUUUCCGACUGCUGCUAUAGCAUCUACAAAGAACUUUCUCAAACAUGUCUCUAGACAGAACACUUUAACUCAAGCUAGAAGGAACAUUUCUCGUCACUAUGACCUUAGUAAUGAGCUUUUUGCUUUAUACUUAGGUGAUACAAUGACUUAUUCCUCAGCAGUAUUCAAGUCAGAUGAUGAAGAUCUAACAACUGCACAAAUGAGAAAAAUAUCUCUUCUCAUUGAUAAGGCGAGGAUAGAGAAGAACCAUGAGGUUUUAGAUAUUGGAUGCGGAUGGGGAACUUUAGCCAUAGAAGCUGUAAGAAGAACUGGAUGCAAAUACACUGGCAUUACACUAUCUAGUGAACAACUUAAGUAUGCUGAAGAUAAAGUGAAAGAAGCUGGACUUGAGGAUCGGAUUAAGUUUGAGCUUUGUGAUUAUCGCCAACUAUCUGAUGCUAAAAAAUAUGAUAGGAUUAUAUCAUGCGAGAUGCUAGAACAUGUUGGACACGAGUUCAUGGAGACAUUUUUCAUUCACUGUGAAGCUGCUCUUGCAGAAAAUGGCAUUUUUGUCCUGCAGUUCAUAUCAAUGCCGGAAAAGCUUUACGAUGAGAGCAGGCUAAGUGCAGGUUUCAUAACGGAAUACAUAUUCCCUGGUGGAUGUAUUCCUUGUUUAGCUAGAGUUACUUCAGCAAUGGCCUCUUCUUCUAGGCUAUGGUAA